AUGUCAUGGGUGGAGGUACCAGCAGCGAAAUAUGAGGUGUUACCACCUGGCCAAUGCCAGUCAAACUGCCAAAUCGAAGCGUCAGUACAUUAUCGUGAUAUGACUGCCCACCCUAAUGAUGGUGAAUGGGCAAAAAUGGCACCUCUCCGUAUCUUGUCUUUCGAUAUAGAAUGUGCUGGCAGAAAGGGAAUUUUUCCUGAACCGAAUAUCGACCCAGUUAUCCAGAUCGCCAACAUAGUCACUCGAUAUGGAGAAUCCAAACCUUUUGUUCGGAACGUUUUUGUCAUGGACACAUGCAGCUCGAUCGUGAAUACACAAGUACUAGAGUUUGACAAGGAAGAAAAUAUGCUAAUGGCAUGGAGAGACUUUGUGGAGAAGGUUGAUCCAGAUGUUAUCAUUGGAUAUAACAUUGCCAAUUUUGACUUCCCGUACUUGCUAGACAGAGCAAGGUACCUGAAUUGCCUGAAAUUCCCGUACUGGUCACGAUUGAAGGGGGUCCAAUCUCACGCAACGAAAACAUCAUUCGCUAGCAAACAAAUGGGUAAGCGUGAUUCCAAAGCCACCAAUACCAACGGAAGAAUCCAGCUAGAUUUGUUGCAGUUGGUUCAACGGGAUCACCACUUGCGAAGCUAUACCUUGAACUCCGUUUGCGCUGAAUUCCUAGGAGAGCAAAAGGAAGACGUCCAUCAUACUAUGAUCACAGAGCUUUACAACGGAACGCCAGACUCGAGAAGACGUCUCGCUGUGUACUGUUUGAAAGAUGCCUACUUGCCUCAGCGACUUAUGGACAAGCUCAUGUGCUUGGUUAAUUACACUGAAAUGGCAAGGGUUACAGGUGUUCCAUUUAAUUUCCUUCUGGCCAGAGGUCAACAGAUCAAAUUCAUCUCCCAGCUUUUCCGGAAAGCUCUCGAGCAGAAACUUGUCAUCCCAGACUUGAAGAACGACGACAAUAGCAACCAGCAGUAUGAGGGUGCAACGGUUAUAGAGCCUGUGAGAGAUUACUACCCAGUUCCCAUCGCCACCCUUGAUUUCGCAUCUUUAUACCCUAGCAUCAUUCAGGCGCACAAUUUAUGCUACACCACACUUCUGAGUAAACGGACAGUCGAAAAGUUGGGGCUGAAAAAGGGCGAAGAUUACAUCGUUACGCCAAAUGAUGACAUGUUUUGCACCGCCAAAGUUCGCAAGGGACUACUUUCGCAGAUUCUUGAGGAACUACUUGCAGCGAGAAAACGGGCAAAGAGAGAAUUAGCCGUCGAAAAGGACCCAUUUAAGAAGGCCGUGCUCAAUGGCCGACAACUUGCCCUGAAAAUCAGUGCCAAUAGUGUGUAUGGAAUCACGGGAGCCACGAACGGAAAACUACCGUGUCUUCCCAUUGCUAGUAGCACCACCAGUUAUGGCCGUCAAAUGAUUGAGAAAACAAAGGAGGAGGUCGAGGCAAGAUACACCAUAUCCAAUGGCUACACUCAUGAUGCCAAAGUCAUCUAUGGAGAUACUGAUUCUGUUAUGGUCAAAUUUGGAACCACGGAUCUCGCUGAAGCCAUGAAACUUGGUGAAGAAGCUGCGGGGUUCGUAUCAUCGAAGUUUAUGAAGCCUAUCAAACUGGAGUUUGAAAAGGUCUACUACCCGUAUCUCCUUAUCAACAAGAAACGAUAUGCUGGUCUAUACUGGACCAACCCCGUCAAAUAUGACAAGAUGGACACUAAGGGCAUAGAAACGGUUCGAAGAGACAAUUGUCUCCUGGUUCAAACUGUUAUUGAAACCGUUUUGAACAAAAUUCUUAUUGAACGGAAUGUCAGUGGAGCGGAAACCUAUGUUAAAAAUAUAAUAUCAGACUUGCUUCAAAACAAAGUGGACAUGUCAAAACUUGUUAUAACAAAAGCCUUGACCAAGGAAGAAUACACUGGUAAACAAGCCCAUGUGGAGCUUGUUGAACGUAUGAGAAAACGAGACGCGGGCUCUGCACCUACUCUUGGUGAUCGUGUUGCCUACGUUAUCGUUGGUGGCGCCACAGGUGCUAAAAACUAUGAGAAAUCUGAGGAUCCGAUAUAUGUCCUCGAGAACAACAUCCCCAUUGAUACCAGAUAUUAUCUAGAGAAUCAACUUGCCAAACCUUUGACCCGUAUUUUCGAACCUAUACUCGGCGAAAAGAAGGCUGCUCAGCUGCUGAAGGGUGACCACACUCGUUCCAUCACAGUGGCAGCACCGACUCUUGGAGGAUUGAUGAAGUUUGCUAAGAAGACCCAAACCUGUAUGGGCUGCAAGAAACCGCUGGUCGGUAAGGAAGAGAUGUCGGGUGCUGUAUGUUCAAACUGUCGGCCUAGACUGGGAGAAUUAUAUACCCGAACCCUGAACAAAGUUUCAGAGCUUGAGGUAAGGUUUGGUCGUCUCUGGACACAAUGUCAACGUUGUCAAGGUAGUUUGCACGGUGAAGUCAUUUGCUCGAGUCGAGAUUGCCCUAUUUUCUACAUGAGAAUGAAGGCCAAAAAGGACGUCGAGGAUUCCGAAAAAGAACUCGCCCGAUUUGAUAACGACCCUGGUGCGUGGUAG
Molecule: messenger RNA, 2547 nt
Organism: Trichophyton rubrum CBS 118892
Lineage: Eukaryota; Fungi; Ascomycota; Eurotiomycetes; Onygenales; Arthrodermataceae
Exons: 2
Coding region: 1-2547 (848 amino acids)
Biological process (GO): DNA replication proofreading; nucleotide-excision repair, DNA gap filling; DNA-templated DNA replication
Cellular component (GO): delta DNA polymerase complex
Molecular function (GO): 3'-5'-DNA exonuclease activity; nucleotide binding; DNA-directed DNA polymerase activity
Source: RefSeq, a predicted model, not a curated record